AUGGGUAUCAUUGGGCUUUGGGACGUGAUAAAGAACGAGGAUCACAGCGUGCCAACCGCUCAGUUGGCCGAGGACCACUUCAAGCGUCAUGGCCGUCCCUUACGGAUUGCUGUUGAUGAGCCCGAUUGGAGGUUCAACAAUCUUACAUCACAGCAAGUAAAUAAGAUACGCGAGGGCAAGCCCUGGAAGCGUGGGAAGCGUGGACAAGGUACGAUCAACAAAGAAGAGCGAAGGUUACUCGAAGAGCUGUUGGACUACUUCCGUAUCCCACAUCACGAGGCUCCUGGCGAAGCUGAAGCGGAAUGUGCUCGUCUGCAACAGCUCGACGUAGUCGAUGCUGUUUGGUCACAGGAUUCGGAUACGCUCAUGUUUGGUUGUAACGUCUUAGUGCGUUACGAUCGUGUCUCGAAGGACAAACUCAACAACAACCGUUCCAAGGAGAACACGAAGAAGAGCGCGACGUCUGUAAGGGUCGUAUACGGACAUGACAUCCGAGAGAAGCAUAACUUUGAUCGCGAAGGAUUGGUGCUCUUCGUUAUGCUUUGCGGCGGAGACUACGACAAAGGACUACGAAACUGUGGCUCUGUGAUGGCCACUGCUGCAGUUCGCGCGGGCUUGGGUACAUCACUAUGCCAAUGCAGAACCAGGGCAGACUGUGCAUUGUGGCGAAAUAAACUGUUCGAUUUCUUCCUGACGCAAAGAGGGGCCAGGCCCAGACCCGAACUGGAUCCAGCCUUCCCUGACAUCAACACGCUGGACAAAUAUUAUCGGCCCAAAGUCUCGGCAGAUGAUCAGCUUCAAAACUUACGUGGGCUACGCAAUGGCUGGAACGUUGCUAUUAACGAACUCAAGCUCCUAGAGUUGACUAGCUCUCGCUUCAACAUCAGGGGUAGAUUCUACAUGAAUUGGGUCGGACCGGUCCUUCUUACGAAAUCUCUAGUUGCUCGUGAUCCAACGUCACCAAAGGAGCAUUUGCACCAGAUCAAGCUCACAAAGAGACGCACUCAGUCCCAGCCGCCGCCAUUGCUGAGAUCACUUGCAUUCUCUCCCUUCGGUCUUACAAAGCUUCAGCAGAAGGACGUCGAGCCGGAACAUACUGUGAAUGCAGAUAUUCCAACGUACCUACUGCAGAGGCUCUUGCCCUCAAGCGUGCUAGAUCCGCCACUAAAGCCCAAGAGGAUCCCUGGCAAGCGAAAGAGACAGGCAGAGGAAGAUGCCGAAAGCAGGAACAUAACGCCAGUCAUUGCAACCGAACGAGAAUUGUCCACAAGCUUAAGCAAGCGUGCAAACACACGUAGGGCGAGUGCUAGCCCGUUUCAACCAGAGCCUACUAUGAGCGGACGAUCCUACGUACCAGACUCCACACCUGGUCGCCACUCCAGGAGUAACCGACCCAUACGCUUUGGGACUGAGUGUAUUAGCUUGCUAUCGAAUUCCGAAGAGGACACCACUCCAUUGCAGAGACGUUCCAGUAUAAUAGACCUUGGAGACAGUCUGCCAGACUCGGAAGAUGAAGAUGAAGAUAAAGCCUUGAACCAAGCUAUCCAGCUUAGUUUACAGAAGCCCGAUGCGCCUACGGCUCUCCGCGAAUGUACUCGAACGGGGUCGAUGAGCAAAUCGAUCGUGGGGGCAUCCAAGUCCUCCUCUAGGCUCGACUCUGCCCUCAGUAGUGUUGUACGUGAAGGAACUUCACAGGUUUCUUGUACAUCGCCACCUACGGCGGCCGUAGCAGCUCCUCAAGCCAGAUAUCCGAAAGGCAGUUCAGGCUCGGGCGCAGCAGAGGUUAGGGCUGCUCGUCUUCGAUUCUUCACCUCCUCCACCAAUGUUGGAGAGAAAGUCACGCCCAAGCAAGCUGUUAUCUCUACGCAAGUCGCACUCUUAUCAACACGUUCAAAUCGAAAUACCGAGCCCCGUUUGUUGCCAGAGGAUAUCGAAACCAUUGACCUGACCUAG
Messenger RNA from Didymosphaeria variabile, 1953 nucleotides. RefSeq lists its product as uncharacterized. The transcript is spliced from 3 exons. Gene Ontology annotation, molecular function: 5'-flap endonuclease activity. The record is from RefSeq and is a predicted model, not a curated record. Bases 1 to 1953 code for a protein of 650 amino acids. NCBI's taxonomy places the organism in Eukaryota, Fungi, Ascomycota, Dothideomycetes, Pleosporales, Didymosphaeriaceae.